Diaporthe citri is the source of this 993-nucleotide messenger RNA. RefSeq lists its product as uncharacterized. The transcript is spliced from 2 exons. The coding region runs from base 1 to 993 and encodes 330 amino acids. The record is from RefSeq and is a predicted model, not a curated record. Gene Ontology annotation, molecular function: 4-hydroxy-tetrahydrodipicolinate synthase activity. Lineage: Eukaryota; Fungi; Ascomycota; Sordariomycetes; Diaporthales; Diaporthaceae.
AUGGGCCUCAAAACGUCGGCGGCAAAGGCAAAGCCGCUGCCCCCAGGUGUUUACACUCCAGUGAUCACUAUUUACAGCGAUGCAGCCGAUCAGCCCGUGGACCUGAAGGCUAUGUAUGCCCACGGCCAGCACCUGAUCAACAGCGGCAUGCACGGCCUCGUUUACCUCGGCACAAACGGCGAGCUUGCCCUGCUCACCGGGCCGGAGAGACAGGAGAUCCUCCGCAACGCCCGGAAGAUGGUGAACGACAUGGGUCUUCCCGAGUAUCCCAUUGUUGCGGGAAUCUCAGCGCAGAGCACCGUGGAGACGAUUCAGCUCGCCAAAGAGGCAGGUGAGGCAGGGGCGGGCUGGGGCCUUCUGCUCCCUCCGAGCUACUGGGCCAAGGCGCUGCCGACGGAGGCCCUCGUUGCUUACUACCGUGACGUGGCGGAUGCCAGUCCUAUACCCGUCGUUAUUUACAAUUUCCCUGGGGUCACGUCCGGCAUCGAUCUGGACUCCGACCAGUUGGCCGCGCUGGCCUCUCACCCCAACAUCGUGGCCACAAAGCUUACCUGCGGAAACGUGGGAAAGCUCACGCGGCUGACGUCCAAGUUUGAAGCUCCUCACUUUGGUGUGUACGGUGGAAGCAGUGACUAUUUGCUACCAACCUUGCACGCGGGCGGGAACGGUUGUGUCACCGGGAUGGGCAAUAUCUUCCCCAAGUCCACAUCCAGGAUAUACGACUACUGGGCGGCCGGAGAGUUGGAAAAAGCCAGAGAACUACAGGAUCUGGUUGCCAAUGCAGAGUGGGCCUGCAAGAAGUCACUGGCGUGCACAAAGUACGGUGCCUGGUGGUACCUUGGUAAGCAGAUAGGCGUGGAGAAUGAGAAGAAGUUCAAAAUGCGGAAGCCGUAUCUGGAGCUGAAGGAUGACCUCAAAAAGUGGACAAUAGAGACAUUAUCAGUGUUGGAGGAGACGGAGAAGGCCUUACCUGGCCGGCAUACGACUAAGUGA